Molecule: messenger RNA, 3306 nt
Organism: Danaus chrysippus (African queen)
Lineage: Eukaryota; Metazoa; Arthropoda; Insecta; Lepidoptera; Nymphalidae
Source: the annotation of a GenBank genome assembly
AUGUGGAAUAUGAUGUGCGACGUGAUGCCCACUAUAUCCGAGGACAGUAUUAGUCAAAGGGGUUCGCAGUUCACAGGCGAGGACGCGAACUUCGAACAGCUUAUGGUUUCUAUGUUGGACGAGCGAGAUAAGUUAGUUGAGAGUCUGCGUGAGACCCAGGAGCGCCUCUCCGACACCGAGCUACGGCUCAAGGAGGUGGAGAAGGAGCGAGACUCGCUGCAGCGGCAGAUAGCUGCCAACUUACCUCAGGAAUUCGCGACCCUCACGAAGGAGCUCAACCAGGCCCGGGAACAACUCCUGGAACGGGAGGAGGAAAUCUCGGAACUCAAGGCGGAAAGAAACAAUACCAGAUUGUUACUGGAGCACCUAGAAUGUCUGGUGUCGAGGCACGAGCGCUCUCUGCGCAUGACGGUGGUGAAGCGCCAGGCGGCCGCUCAGUCCGGGGUCUCCUCGGAGGUGGAGGUCCUAAAGGCCCUCAAGAGUCUCUUCGAACACCACAAGGCCUUAGACGAGAAGGUUCGAGAAAGAUUAAGAGUUGCGUUAGAGAGGAAUACAGCUCUGGAAGAGGAAUUGGCGCUGACCAAAGAAGAGUUGCAGCAAUAUAAAUCAUCUGGUGCCCAGGAAGGCGACAAGCCCAAAGAAAAUGGCACCACCACCACCGGCUCGCCCGAACAGAACGGGGAACCCCCCAAGGAACAAAGUAGUGUUAACGGCGAAACGGACGUCAAGAAGGUCACUGAACUUCAAAACACUAUCGCCAAGCAGUCGGCGGAAUUGAGUUCGUGGCAGAGACGGGUCGCCGAACUGAACAAUAAGGUCACGGAAUUAGAAGAGAGAUUGAGUAAAGGAGAGAAGGAACUGGUCAAGAAACAGGAAGAGUGUGCGAAACUACAGAGAGAUUUAAGAGAGAAUGUGGCUCAGAAGGAAGAUCAGGAGGAGCGCAUAGCCACAUUAGAGAAACGAUAUCUGAAUGCUCAAAGAGAGUCCACUUCCUUACACGACCUGAAUGAAAAGCUGGAACAAGAGUUACAGCACAAGCAGGCGCAGCUUAAGCUUCAAGAAGAGAAGAUAGCUGCCAUAGAGGAGAAGUUGGAACUUUCCACGCAGAAGCUGGCCCAGAUGUCCUCACUGCCAGAAAUGGAGGAACAGCUCAAGGCGAGGAUGGAGGCGCUCAGCCAGGCUCAAGAGAGGCACGGCUCGGCGGAGGACCGCAUUCAGAGGCUUGAGGCUAGUGUGGAGGAAAAGAACGCUGAACUGAUGAGACUCAACCAACGACUGAGGAUGAACGAAGAACACAACACGAGGCUCUCCGCCACCGUCGACAAGCUACUGUCUGAAUCUAACGAUAGGUUACAAGUCCACUUGAAAGAGCGUAUGCACGCCUUGGAUGAAAAGAACGCGCUCACUCAGGAGCUUGAGAAGACUAGGAAGUACGCUGAUGAACUGUUACAGGAAAAGGCAGACAUACUCAAGGAACUGGCUAAGUGGAGAAUGGAAACCGAACAGUUGAAGCGCCAGAUGUUGCAAGCAGAGAUAGCCUUCAACAUCCAGCAGACAGAUGCCUUGACGAGAUCACUGUCACCAGCGGCCGCCCAGCCUCCCACAAACAUGUAUGGAGCUAAGCUGGACGGGUCGUGGGAGAAGCUGCAACAGGCUCACGUACUGGGGCCACCAUUCGACACUAGUGAUGCUGAGAACGAGGAGUCUGAAGGUGCUGAAGGACACACGGAUGCGGCGGCGCUGGCGCUGAUGCUGCAGGAACAACUGGACGCGAUCAACACGGAGAUAAGACUCAUACAGGAGGAGAAACAGAGCACCGAGGCGCGCGCCGAGGAGCUGGAGUCACGGGUCGGUAGCUACGAACACAUGAACGUGGUGUCCCGACGCGCGGAGUCACCGCCGCCGGCCGCCUCGCCCUCCAGACCCAACCAUCACAAGUAUCACACUGCGCCGGCGUCAAUGUCUCCGGCUCACGCUCACUACCGCCCGCCUGCCUCCGAGAGUCUGCCUACCAGCCAGUUGCAGCUCUGCGGGGAGGGAGAUGAGCGCGCGGGACGCCUGGAGCGAGCCAUGCACCCCGACAGAGAGAGACUCCGCCCUCCACACCACUACGACUCGAGUUCCAUGAUGUCGGGAAGCCUCGCGCGGAUCCCUAUACACAGCUCGAGCCAAGAAUCUUUAGGUGCGGGUGCGUGGGGAGGUUCUCCUCUGCCGCGAGGAGUGGCCUCAGCAUCAGCCGUGUCUAUAGCAUCGAUGCACCAACAGAAGAAGAGAGGCAUCAAGAGCUCGCUGGGACGGUUCUUUAGUAAGAAGGAGAAAGCUGGCAUGCCGAUGCAGCAAGGUCAGAGUCCUCGUUCGUUGUCGUCGGCCUCGUCUUUAGGUCUGUCGUCGCUGGCUGAUGAAGGGGAACCCUCGCACGCUCCCACACACCAGCAUCCGGACUACGCCAGAACUAAAACUAAGGAGCGCGACUACCGUCACGAGCUGCUCGGCGAGGCUAUGCGAGCGGGGACUCCCUUCGCGCUAUGGAACGGUCCCACAGUAGUCGCGUGGCUGGAGCUAUGGGUUGGCAUGCCUGCCUGGUACGUGGCCGCCUGCCGCGCAAACGUCAAAUCCGGUGCUAUCAUGUCCGCGCUGUCCGAUCAGGAGAUACAACGGGAAAUCGGCAUCAGCAAUCCUCUGCAUCGGCUCAAACUGCGCCUAGCCAUACAGGAGAUGGUGUCAUUGACCUCGCCCUCAGCGCCGCGCGGCACCGCCUGCGCAGCGCUGGCCUUCGGGGACAUGAACCAUGAAUGGAUCGGCAAUUCCUGGCUGCCGUCGCUGGGCCUGCCACAGUACCGGACCACGUUCAUGGAGUGCCUGGUGGACGCGCGCAUGCUGGAGCACCUCACCAAGAGGGACUUGCGCACGCAGCUCAAGAUGGUCGACAGCUUCCACAGAACUUCGCUUCACUUCGGCGUGGCGUGUCUGAAGCGUGUCGGGUACUCCGUGAGGGCGCUGGAGGAGCGUCGCCGGGCCGCGGAGAUAGGGCUUCGGGACGUGCUGGUGUGGACCAACGAGCGGCUGCAGAGGUGGCUGAUGUCCAUCAACUUGAAGGAGUACGCAAACAAUCUGUCGGAGUCGGGAGUGCACGGCGCGCUGAUAGCGCUCGACGACAACUUCGACGCGAACAGUAUGGCGCUGGCGUUACAGAUACCGACACAGAACACGCAGGCGCGCCAGAUCCUCGAGAUGGAGUUCAACAACCUGCUGAGUACGGGCACGGAGCGCACGCGCGCGCCUCACGACCACGCGCCGGCCUCCUGA